This is a messenger RNA of Coffea eugenioides, 2040 nucleotides long. Its product is annotated as protein IQ-DOMAIN 14. The coding region runs from base 373 to 1629 and encodes 418 amino acids. NCBI's taxonomy places the organism in Eukaryota, Viridiplantae, Streptophyta, Magnoliopsida, Gentianales, Rubiaceae. The record is from RefSeq and is a predicted model, not a curated record. The transcript is spliced from 7 exons. Gene Ontology annotation, molecular function: protein binding.
CUGUUAGAUGGGAGACGGAAGAGGCAGAGAAAGAGGGAGGCCCCCGUUGCUAUUAGAAACACACUUCCUUCAGUCCUCAGUCCUCAGUCCUCACAGGAUCACAGUUAAGGAGCGCCCUUUUGAUUUAAGAACUCAUCUCAGCAAGCAGAAAGAGGAGGAAUUAAGUAUAGUUUGGACCGUCAUCAUCCAACAACAUUGACUUGACUUCAGAAGAUAUGGCAGAUAUUUUUCGACCAUGAAUGCUGUCUCUGAAUUGAUAUGGCAGAGAAUCUCUGUCUAUCUCCCCUCAUUUUCGCCUGUAAAUUCUCCAGAUAAGUUGAUACAGGAGUAGGAGACCGCUAAAUUUGGUUGCUGAAGACUUGGGAAGCGGCGAUGGCAAAGAAAAGAGGCUGGUUUUCUUUUGUGAAAAGACUUUUUAUUCCAGAGACGAAACCAAAGAAUGAGAAGAAAUCAAAUAGAUUGGGAUGGAUAUUUGGAAGGCUCAAGUUCAAACAGUACCCUGAAAUUGCGGCACCCCAGAAGACACUGAGUGAGGCAACAGAAGAACAGAGAAAGCGUGUCCUUGCUGUUGCUAAUGCAACCGCAGCUGCAGCAGAGGCGGCAGUUGCUGCUGCCAAUGCUGCAGCUGAGGUUGUCAAGCUCACGAAUCUCCCUCGUGAAGUUGAAAGGAGGAGAAGAAACUUGGCUGCCAUCAAAAUUCAAAGUUCAUAUCGUAGACAUUUGGCAAGGAAAGCGUUAAGUGCAAUGAAGGGACUUGUGAAGCUUCAAGCAGUGGUACGUGGAGAAAUUGUGAGAAGAAAAGUUGUCCCCAGAUUGAAAUGUUUGCCAUCACUUGCAAAGACAGAGCUACAAAUGUGUCGAAUUCGAGUUCCACUUUUCGAUAAAGAUCUUACUGAUGGGGAAUGGAUGCAAACUCUUAGCCCCAAAAGAAGUGUGAAAUUUGAAGAACUAAAACUUCAUGGCAACAGAAACAUGAGCUGGGAUUUGAGCUUGGUAACAAAGGAAGAAAUGGACGCCUUGUGGUUCAAGAAGCAAGAAGCUACUAUGAAAAGGGAGCGCAUGAAGAAAUACUCAUAUUCACAUCGGGAGAUUAGAAAUGAUCAAAUCCUACAAGAAUCAAUGAAGAAAGAAAAUGGAAGGCAUAGCAGCCGAUUUAAUCAAUGGAAUGAAGUCAAUCUUUUGGAAAGAGGAGAAAAAGAAAGAUCACGAUCAUUUGCACAUCCAAAUGUUUUUGCGGGUGACACAGAUAAAAUUAGACAACUCAAACUGAAAAGUAGUGCAAGCAAGCAGGAUUCAACAGAACCAGUUAUCAAUUCCCCCUUUUCACUACCAAGGAGGUCAUUUUGUCAUGUAAAACAAAAAUCAAUUGGAGAUGACAGCUCUUUACCAAAUUCUCCUAUGUUCCCAACUUACAUGGCUACGACAGAAUCUGCAAAAGCAAAGACCAGAUCUGUGAGCACACCAAAACAAAGGCUUUUGUUAUCUGAAUCAUUCUCAGGUCAGCAUUCUCCAUACAAGGUCAGGCUUUCUUCAUGGCGUUCACUCAAUGGAGAAAUAAACAACUGUAAUAGAAAGAGUGGCAUUUUUCAGCCGCCGCAAACAAAUUCGAGAGCAUUUCGUUGGGAUUAAGAAUUCCAGGUCUAUGUCCCUUGUCUUAUGGUGAAGGCACAGGAGAAUGCUGAAGAGCUUCAAGCAACUUUAUUCUGGUUACUCAGCAGUUUAUGACAGACUGUAGUCAAAUCCUUCACUUUCUAAAUGAUAUAACUGAGUUUCCCAGCUUGAGCAGUUAAUGUUGAAUGGCCACAAGAACGACUGCAUUAUGGUUUUCUUCAUGAACUGGAUGUAUAGGGCAUUUACAUGUGUACAUAUUUACAAGCCUUAGUCCCCGCUUUUGUCUUCUUUUUUUUUUUUAAUUUUGGUUGACCUCAAGAGGGUGUUAUUGUUCCUUUCAAUAAUUUCUUAGUUUUGAUCAAAUUUUGAAGAAUCGACACUCGACUGUUAUUUGUGCCGCGAGCAUUUUUAUUGAAAAGUUUUGAUGGA